This is a messenger RNA of Notodromas monacha, 1711 nucleotides long. NCBI's taxonomy places the organism in Eukaryota, Metazoa, Arthropoda, Ostracoda, Podocopida, Cyprididae. The record is from the annotation of a GenBank genome assembly.
GUUCCCUUCUUAAGAAGGGAACAAUAUACAUCAGUGUAUAUAUUACGGUACUGUUUGAAGUAAUGUAAAUAUAAAUUUUUUUUAUUCAUGACAGUUUUUAUGGAAUUACGAUAAUUCAGUGAAAGAGGCGCCAUCUUCUUGUAAGUAUGGUUUACCGUGAUUUGGCAAUAGAAUCUAAAACGAAAAAUGGUACGAAAUUGUAUUCAUGGGAAUACCUUGAUUAUGGACCGCACCUUGGUAUUAGACCAUUUUUUUUAGAAUGAUGCUGACAAGAUUCAAGUUUAUACACAGCUUACAGCUUGAUGGAGAUUGGACACGCGGAACCCAAGCAUGGUCCACUCUAAGUCGAGCCACGGGAGAACGGGGCUGCUUAUGUGUGACAUGCUGGUUCAAAUGGCUCGCGAAAGUGACUCUUUCCGUGCAGCCUCAACUUCAGAUUCAGAGUGCAAGAUGUCUUCCUCCUCUGCCACAGGAUGGUUUAUGAGAUCUUGGCUCGUCGAGGUGGGACAGCCGCGAUGCGUCGGUUCUCAUCCGCGUGCUCCAUCAUCAUCAGAGGAACGUCGUUAUUUCCAAGUAAAGAUAACAACAUCCGUGUUGACGCCGUUGGGUCUUCCUGUCGAAAGUUCGCGGUUCUCAUCAGCAGCGGAACAAUCGCGGGAUCAGAUCCCGGAACGACGAGAAAACAUGGCAUUGUCCACUUCUUCGAGAAGUCAUUUCAAAAAUCUUCAAAGUUUCGAGGAAAACGUGAUGGAACUUUCAUUGAUCCGGUUCUCGGGAGCGAAAAAGUUCCUCUCCGACCCCUUCAGCCGCGGCAUUUCAGCCAAAUCCUUUUCGCAUUCGGCGAAGAAAGGCGACGCAUACAUCACCAUGUCUGAUCGCGUGGCCCAAAAUGACGACUCCAAAUUGGACGCGAAGCAAAAGAGCCUCUUGGAUACGGAGCAGUUGAUCCUUUUGAAUGAAAAGGAUGAGCCGAUUGGAGCGGAUACGAAGAAAAACUGUCACAGUUGGCUGAACAAGGCCGGAAGAGUUCCGCUGCACCGCGGUUUCAGCGUGUACUUGUUCAAUUCCAAGAAGGAAUUCCUGCUCACUCAGCGUGCAGCCACAAAGGUUAUGAGCCCAUUACGCUUUACGAACACCUGCUGCAGUCAUCCGUGGGCGACGCCGGAAGAGUCGGAGGAGAAGGCGGCAUUGGGAGUGAAGCGAGCCGCCGUGCGGCGCCUGUCCGAGGAACUCGGGAUUCCAAAGGGCGCCAUCACGCCCGACGAUCUGUGGUACAUGCACAGGUUCUACUAUGAAGUGAAAAGUUCGGAAGUUUACGGGUGGGGCGAACAUGAAAUCUACUACUUGUUCGUCUGCGUCAAAGACGUCGAACUGAAUCCGGAUCCGAACGAAGUUAACGCAUGCAGGUACGUCAAACGAUCAGAGUUCGAUGAGUUCAAGCGACAAUUGGAGACCAAUGAGCUUGUAACCACUCCUUGGUUCAAGCAUAUUGCCAUGAACUACUUGGGUAAUUACUGGGACAACUUGGACAACCUGAAACCAUUGCAAGACCACAAAACGAUCCACGAACUUGACUUGCCUGAUUUUUGAAUUUUUCCCCGCGAAAAUAGAAAAACGACGUAUAUUUACGAAUGAUUCAUCCAUAUAUGAUUCAUCCAUAUAUGAUUCAAAAUAUGAAAAAAGCUGAGACUAAAAGUGCGAUCCAUCAUCA